Malus domestica (apple) is the source of this 2031-nucleotide messenger RNA. Lineage: Eukaryota; Viridiplantae; Streptophyta; Magnoliopsida; Rosales; Rosaceae. The record is from RefSeq and is a predicted model, not a curated record.
UUACAUUGAUUACUUUAUGAGUUAAUUUAAGAUAAGUACAUUGACCGAUUAAGAUAAAUAAAUAGUUAUAUUUGAUACUUACUGGGACUCUAAUACCUCAAUAGUGCAUCAGCGAAAGGGAAGGGUAUAUAAAAACCAACGUGUAGAGAGAUCAAUCAACAAUACGAGUCCUCGUCAAACUGAAACUACUCCAAACAGACGAAACUACUUCAAUUAGAGAUUGAAGAUGAAAAACAAAACACUAGCUAAAUAGUUUAACCGAUCGGAGUAAAGAAAUCAAAUAGCGGCCGGCGCUGGUGGCUGGAUAACGGCGGACAUGGCGGACGACGAAACAUCAAUGAGUUUAAAUGGGGAUCCGUUGGCCCUGUGCCUAAGCCUGUAAUUACCUUAAUUGGAUUAAUCUUGUUGUUGUUGUUGUUAGUAUAUCAUGCAUGCUUCUUAAUUGUUUAAGAAUAACCUGGUUACGUUGUUCUGUUAAAACUUAAAAAUAUCAUGCGUGCAUGUUGUAUUGAUUUCUAAUUUUGUUCUUGCGUUGUCAUGUGCAUGUAGGUCGUCUAACAAGAAGCAUCGUCUUAUGGUUAGGAGGAACCUGUCGAUGUCGAUAUCAGAAUGGGCAAGUCUUCCCGAAGCCCUUAUCUUUCUAAUUCUGGAUAACUUGUUGGAACCCAUUGAUCAUGUUCGCUUUGCUGCCGUUUGCAAGGAAUGGUGUUAUCUUUCCAAAGUCUAUAAUCUUGCAACGCAGCGGUGGCUUAAGGUACUUCCCAUGCUCUUGAUCCCUUCCCAAUUAGAAUCACAAACACAAGUAGAAACUACUGGCCCGACAACAAGAGCAGUAUACAGUAUUAAUGAAGGGAAAGUUUACGAGAAUGUUCGGUUACCUGUGCCUUACAGUAAGAUAUGUCGUGGCUCCAGCCAUGGUUGGUUGGCCACAAUUGAUCUAGCGGACCAACCUAUCAACAUAACUCUGGUAAACCCUUUCACAAAAGAAACCAUUCGUCUUCCUCCGUUAGAGUUCGAGGCCCAAGAUAUGAACCUAUGGUUUCACCCCUACGAGAAUUUCGUCCAAAAGGUUAUAUUAUCCACCGAUCCCAGUUUGAAUCGUGACAAUUAUAUGGUUGUUGCAAUAUACCGCGGAGUUUGCAGGUUGGCUUUCACUAAAGCGGGAGAAAAGUAUUGGAGGUCCAUCCAUAUAAACGUGACUGAUGCUGUAUUUUAUAAAAACAAAAUCUACGCAGUUGGGUAUCGGUUGGGAAGCAUCUUCUCAGUUGAUGUUGAGAAGUCACAUGCAUAUCGACGUCAACCAUUCAUUCAAAUCGCACCUUUCAUUGAAAUCGGACAAGCUGAUUGGGAAUAUCUUGUGGAAUCAAUCAAGGGAGACUUGUUGCAAGUUCGAAUGUUUGCAAUUAAGGAUGGUCGUACUAAGGGGUCUUGGACCGAGAGUUUCUGCGUUUACAAGGUCGUAUUUGACGAUAGUAACAGAACCAUCCGGAAGGUUGAGGUAAAAGACAUUGGAGAUGAGGCUUUGUUUCUCGGCGUCAACCAUUCAUUCUCUGUUCUGGCUUCGAAUUUUGUUGGAUGUAAGCCGAAUUGCAUAUACCACACAUGUAAGCUAAACCCAACUGGCAUGAAUAUCUUCAAUUUAGAGGACAAAAGCAUCACCCGGAUCCAGGUCCCUAGUCCUAAUUGUGAUCCGACCAGCCGUAUACCACCUGCGAUUUGGAUUUUCCCAACCUUUAACGGACUUGGCCAUUGAUUUUGUGGCCUAGAUUGAUAGUGUUUGUGUUUAAUCUUUUAUAUGCCUACAUUACUGGUCCAAGUAGGUUGUAGCACAUAUCCCAAAAAUGUGAAAUCCUCUACAUUUUAAUUCAUUUCGACAUAUUGCUGGUUUCAUCUAACAUAAAAAUCCUAGUAAUUAUUUCGGAAUCUUUUGUCUCCGUAUGUGAGGUUUGCUCUCAUUCUGAAAGUCUUUCCCACCGUUAUAUUUUGAAACUUGAUAGUGAAGCAAAACAUAUAAAAAAUAACAACACUCAU